GCGUGGUGCUGGCAUCCCCAGGCCCUGUUCCCCUCUCCGGUCUGACUUGGCGGCGAGCCAGCAGUUCCUCGGCGCGUGGCAGCUGGGCGCAUGCGCGUCGUGAAGGCGGCUCGGCUAUGUUGCUGCGCGAGAGCUCUGUAGAUUUAAUAAUGAAGUGGAGCGCGAGAGCGCCCGAGCUAACUUUAGAGACAUAAACAACAGUAACAAAAAAAGAAAAGAAAAAAAGGGGGGGAAAUACGACAAAUACGCGUAAGCCUACGCGCGCAAGGCCCCGCGUGUGCGUUUGUGCGUGUGCGCUUGUGUGUGCGGGUUUGAGUAUUUGUGCGUAACUGUUAGAGUUACUUCUUCUUCUUCUUCUUCUGCUUCUUUUUCUUCUUCUUCUUUCUUUCUUUCUUUCUUUCUUUUUCCGCUCCGGUGCGGUAGGUCGGUUGAGUUUGCUGUGAAGUUGUCGUGCAGGAGGACUCGCGCUGACAGCGGUGCGCGCGCUCUCCGCACAGCCGCCUCUCUCUCUCUUUUUUUUUGCCUGCGCCGCGCUCCCGGUCGCUCGAGCGCGUGAAUAGUUUUGGACGAGCAUGUAAACGGAGUGGACGGAGACGCACCGUUUGGACCGUUUCGGACAUCUCUGACCACAACAACUCCGCAGAGUCGUUGGAUCAAAGCUUAACAGGGUGGAAGUGAUCGACUGAUGGAGAAUACACAGGAGCUGACCGAACAGGCGGUGAAGAAACCUCUCUCUGAUCCUCCCGCUUCAGACCCUUCUGACAACAGGUCAUUGGAAAUGCAGGAAUUAACCAGCCCUCAGCACACAGUCGCCAGUGGCAGCGAUGGCAGCUCCAAACUGGACAAGAGUCUCCUCACUAACAGCGUCUCGACCAACGGAACAGGAGGCGAGAACAUGACCGUUCUAAACACGGCUGAUUGGCUGCUGGGCUGCAACACUCCGCCCACUGCCCCAAGUACGAAGGACUAUGUAAAGACAGAGCCGCUGAACAGCAGUGAAGCAGUCAGCACAGCCGGAGAUACAGGGCUGGACACUUACACAGGGUCAGUUAUAACCAGCAGUGGAUUUAGUCCUCGACCUGCACAUCAGUACUCACCUCCCCUUUAUCCAUCCAAGCCUUAUCCCCACAUCCUGUCCACGCCCGUGGCUCCGCCCAUGUCUCCCUACACUGGACAGACCCAGUUCAGCAGCAUGCAGCAGUCUACAGUGUAUACACCAUACUCUCAAACCACACAACCUUACGGUCUCUCCACCUAUGCAGAUUUAGGGGUGAUGUUGCCUGGGAUAAAGACAGAAGGGGGGCUGUCCCAGACCCAGUCCACAAUCCAAUCAGGGCUCAGCUACAGCACAGGAUUCACCACCCCCCAGCCUGGACAGACGGCCUACUCGCCCUAUCAGAUGCCAGCAUCAGGGUUUACAUCCUCCCCUGGCCUCUACACCUCCAACAACUCCGUGUCCAAUCCAGCCAACUUCAGCACACAACAGGAGUAUCCCUCAUAUACAUCGUUCGGGCAGAAUCAGUACGCUCAGUAUUACUCUGCCUCCUCCUACGGCUCCUAUAUGACAACCAACAGCACACUGGACAACACAGGCUCCACCUCCAGCUAUCAACUGCAAGACCCCGCCCCUGUAAUCACAGGACAGGCUCCUGAGAUGCACCCAGGUGAUUUUGAGGCGGGGCAGAGUCCUUCCACGCCCAUCAAGGAACUGGAUGACCGGACGUGCCGUGGGGGCGGGACUAAAGCCAGGGGGCGUGGGAGGAAGACCAACCCCUCCCCUCCUCCUGAUAGUGAUCUGGAGAGAGUGUUUGUUUGGGAUCUGGAUGAGACCAUCAUUGUCUUCCACUCGCUUCUCACUGGAUCUUAUGCACAGAAAUAUGGAAAGGAUGCUCCGAUGGCAGUGACACUGGGUUUGAGAAUGGAAGAGAUGAUCUUUAAUCUUGCAGACACUCAUCUCUUCUUUAAUGACUUAGAGGAAUGUGAUCAGGUUCACAUUGAUGACGUGUCAUCAGAUGAUAAUGGACAGGACCUUAGUACUUACAGUUUUGCCACUGAUGGCUUCCAUGCAGCUGCAACUAGCGCAAGCCUCUGCUUAGCCACAGGCGUCAGGGGCGGAGUGGACUGGAUGAGGAAGCUGGCCUUCCGCUACAGACGAGUGAAGGAAUUGUACUGCUCGUAUAAAAACAACGUUGGCGGGCUCUUGGGUCCUGCUAAGAGAGACGCGUGGCUUCAGCUCAGGGCCGAAGUUGAGGCUCUGACGGAUUCGUGGCUCACCACCGCACUCAAGUCCCUGUCAAUCAUCAGCUCCAGGAGUAACUGUGUUAAUGUCUUGGUGACUACGACACAGUUAAUACCAGCUCUUGCUAAGGUGCUGCUGUACAGCCUGGGCUCGGCUUUUCCUAUCGAGAACAUCUACAGCGCAACUAAAAUAGGUAAAGAGAGCUGUUUUGAGCGUAUAGUGUCCAGGUUUGGCACUAACAUUACAUAUGUAGUGAUUGGCGAUGGGCGCGAUGAGGAGCACGCGGCCAGCCAGCACAACAUGCCGUUCUGGCGAAUAUCCAGCCACUCGGACCUGCUCGCCCUCCACCAAGCACUGGAAUUCGAGUACCUGUAACACUCGACAGCUGUAUCAUAGGCCUCUUUUUGUACAACUAUUUAAGAACAACAUUACACUGCAGUCUCCUUUUAUGUUGGUUUGUGUCCUCUGUCUUUUUAAUUAUGGUUUCUCUGGCUUCUGAGAUAACUCUGCACUGUCUUAAAGACUCGGUCUGUCUGGGGAAAGGGGCAACAGGGGGAUUUUAACGCUCAAAACGGGCUCAUCAAGCGCUCACAAAAGGUCUUACAUUAUACACACACACACAGCGUCUCGGUGGGAUCUUCAUUUUUCCGAGACAAACAAAACUGCUUCUACGUAAUGUUCAACGUCCUCUCUAUUCCGAGGAGCUUCGAUCCCAUAGUGCAGUUUUCUUCUGCUAUAAACAAAUAGAUCUGUACAAUCUAGCAUUAGAUUAAUGAAUAACAUGUAAAUUAUUUUACAGGAACACCAUUUAAACAUUAAAGACCGUGUUUGCAUUUUUUUUUUUUUUCCAUUUGGUCUUUUUGUAAGUUUUUGGCAAAAGAAGUAUGUGUAUAAUUUGUCGUGCCUUAUGAACCGUUUUGUGUGGGGUUUUUUUUGUUCAUUUUGAAAAUGUAUGUAGAUGAACAACAAAGACUGAAAAUGAAAGAUUGAACACUACGUGCGUUUUCUGCUCAUUUUAUAACACUGACUUGAAGCAAGAUCUUGGCAAGAAGACGAAGACAAAAAGGUUUUAUCUUCAGUAAUAAAACUGCACAACACUGUAUAGCCUGCUUGUGCAGAAAAUCAGUUACACUUUCAAAAAAAAACAGUACAGCGUAUAAAAUGUGGACCCUCGUCCUGCUACAUAUACCAGUCAAAAGUAUGUAACUGGCCUUUAAGUCCUGACUGGAGUGCCAUUAUCUUAAACUAAUUAGAAGUCUGUUGGCAACACCAAACCCUUUUCUGAAGACAGGUGGAAGUUUCCCCUACCCAAUAUAAUUCAGGUCAGUUCUACAGGGUAAUCAUCAUCAUCAUCAUCAUCAUCAUCAUCAUCAUCGGUUAUUAAGCUCAACUACUACAGAACCAACUUGACCCUCACAACAGAAAAAAGGUUUAAUCAAGAGGAGCUGUUGCCAUUAUACACAACUUACACUGCAUAUCUAUUAGGUAGGCUUAUUGGCUUCUUAGAAGCCUUGUAUAACACUUGCAGAGUAAGGACAGGACCUUCUGUGAUUCCUUAACAAUUCUUACAAGAAACAGGACCUUAAGAUCACCCCCACAAAUAAGAACUGUAUUGUUCAGUACAUGUACAGGUCAAGCAGCUACAUCUGGCACAGGAAGCCAUGUAGUUAAAGACCAGCUGCUCAACAGUU
Molecule: messenger RNA, 3930 nt
Organism: Ictalurus furcatus (blue catfish)
Lineage: Eukaryota; Metazoa; Chordata; Actinopteri; Siluriformes; Ictaluridae
Gene: eya4
Product: EYA transcriptional coactivator and phosphatase 4
Exons: 20
Coding region: 686-2614 (642 amino acids)
Biological process (GO): positive regulation of DNA repair; multicellular organism development; negative regulation of extrinsic apoptotic signaling pathway in absence of ligand
Cellular component (GO): nucleus
Molecular function (GO): protein tyrosine phosphatase activity
Source: RefSeq, a predicted model, not a curated record